AUGCCUCCGGUGCGGGUCGUGCCUCCGGAUGUCGAACCGGAGAGAUCUGCACUGGCCUAGCCCGGUCGAUUGGUCCCGCCGUCCGGGCUCAAGUUUGAAUUGCUAGUGUCUUACAGACCGCUAGAUUAGCCUCGGCGCCGCGCAAAGCGCUGUGGGUAACGCUAGACGCUGCGCGCGGCCUUGAUGGCGCGCCGCUUUUCGGAGUCAGCGCGCUGGCCGGACGGCCAAGAAAGGAAAGCGCGGCAAAAAACCAAGGGCCGCUAAAAAGCAAACACAGAAGACCACCACCAAGACCACCGCCACCAAAGGCAAGAAGAAGAAGGCGCCGCCGUCAAAUGCGUUCGUUGCUAGCAAAUACAAGGACUCCGAAGGCAAGCGCGUGAUAUACUUCAACGCCUACGAUGCCGCGGACCUCAAAGAUAGCGCCGAGUACUGGGAGGUCACCGCGCUGCCAGAAGGUUGCAGCACGCCCGACGGCUAUAUUAGGGUGCGCUUCGAGGACGGGUCUGUCUCGCACUACGACCCCGGCUUGCUCACGCCCCGUUUUGUACAUCUGGAUGAGGGAACGCUCGUCGACGUGCGCGGGUAUGACGUGAGAUACCGGGCUCCGAAGUGGGAAAUCGUCGAGUCAAACGCUGCUGACCAGGUGUACGUCGUCAACAAGGAGGGCGCCACGGACGACUCGGAAGAAAUGGCGGUCGACUUCAAGAGUGUGCGACAACGUCCUCGUUUCUUCCCCGACAAUCCGGAGUAUUAUGGAAGAUCGAAGCAGCCAACCAAAGAGCACCCGGACUACGUCUUCUCCUGGGUUUUCCGUAAAAUGAUGUUUUCGAAAAGGAAUCGAGAAGCCGGAAUCGCCUCGGGUUCCUUAGCCCCCAGAAAGAGGGACGACGAGCAGGGCUACCUCCAUCAUCCAACUACGAUGUACAAUCAGCAAUACCAGAAAGAUCAUGCAGAGCAAAUAAAAGAGCAGAAAGCGAAGUACGAACCGUAUUGCUGCUUCUGUGGCAGGGCUUGCAAGGUGUCCGCUUGCAAUUGCGGUGGAAAGGGUACUGGAAAAAGGCAGCUAGCUCAACUUGUCCGGCAGACCCUCCGUCUCGCAUUAACCGACGGUCUGGGCGGCGAGCUCACGGAUGAAAAUUGCAGACUUCUCACGGGCUUCCCUGCGGGUGAGGUCCAGCAAAUCCUGCAAGCAGCCAUCCCUGAUGACGUGAACAUCGAAGAACUACUGGAGAAGAAGUGCGUGCAGCGUGGAUUGCCGUAUCCGUCGUGCGUGAUCCACAAGGACCACAUCAAGGCGGUUAGAUCCUGCGUCCAUCAUUACGGGUACGCCAUCGACGCGACGCGACGCUGUACGCCGCGUGUCUGCUCGACGCGACACUCACGGUCCACGUUCCACAGGUCGCGCAGUGGCUCAGUGAGCUGGGCCAGAAGCCUGGCUGGAACCACGACAAGACGCCAAACGACGCUUUGCGGCUUAUCAACCGCAUCGAGAACCUGCAGUAUUUGAUCUGGCGGGCGAACUUGGACAAGGGCGCCGCCUACACCGAGGCCAUUCGUAAGGACCUGGCCGACUACGAGAAGUGCUUCUACAGCGCAGCCCAGCUCAAAAAAAGAGACGUGUUGCGCCGGAAGUAUUUGCCGUUGUCGAAGGUCUUGGCGAACGUGAAGGCGUGGGCCGCGCGGCGCGGCGGGGCGAGGGCCUGGCGGCCCAUCGGGGUCCCGGAACUCUCCCACUCGCCCCGCGAGGUGGGCAAGCUCAUGGCGCUGUGAGGUGUUUAGUGUAAGUUGGUCUUGUAGAGAA
Messenger RNA from Pelagomonas calceolata, 1804 nucleotides. NCBI's taxonomy places the organism in Eukaryota, Pelagophyceae, Pelagomonadales, Pelagomonadaceae. The record is from the annotation of a GenBank genome assembly.